Medioppia subpectinata is the source of this 1053-nucleotide messenger RNA. The record is from the annotation of a GenBank genome assembly. NCBI's taxonomy places the organism in Eukaryota, Metazoa, Arthropoda, Arachnida, Sarcoptiformes, Oppiidae.
AUGAAUGUCCAAAAUGCAAGACCAAACAUCAAGACCAAAAUGAAGGGCGCAGGGCACUUUUGUGGGUUCCAUAGACUUAUGAUUUAUGACAAUGCACACAAACUACAUCUUAAUAAAGCAGUUGAUAUAAAAAGUAUCAAGAUCUAUUACAUGGAGGGCCACAAUAACCCGGGUGUAAGUCCACUACAACCCGAUGUCAAACAAAAACUGAUUAAAUGUGUGGACUAUUUGCGUGAUAAAUGUGCCGAUUGUGAGCCCCUAUACCUAAAAGAACUGGAGAUAGGGUUUGAUAUAUGGAUGUGCGCUAUGACUGACCCGAAGGCCCCAGCCCUGGAACGAGAAUUAGCUAAUCUCAAUGGCCACAUUAAUCCUUAUAUUGAGCUUUGUAAAUCUAUGUUUGGUUUGUCCAAGGUCACUUUACCGUCAAUACUGAGCUGUUUUGAUUACUUGAUUACUGGUUCAUCAAACGAGAAAUAUUUUAAUCACUUAACUAGAUUGCGGACAGAACUGACCAAGACCCUACAUAAUAUAUUAGGUGAUAAUGGGGUAUUAAUAUAUCCGGGACAUCCAGAAACAGCCCCGAAACACAACCAAACAAUACUGAAAGUUGUGAACAUCUCGUAUACGUGUGUUUUCAAUACACUAGACGUUGCCAUCACUUCCGUGCCGUUGGGUCUGACCAGUGAUGGCCUUCCGGUCGGCGUUCAGAUCAUUGCCAAACCUUUUAACGAUAGGCUGACCAUCGCUUUGGCCGAAGAGUUGGAGAGAGGGUUGAGUGGAUGGACAGCACCGGAACUUGUUAUCAGUUACGCCAUAGAUAGCGACCCCACCCUAGUAUUGGAGGCCCAGCGGCGCAACACCACAGACACCAUCCGAUACCUACACCAAGACUUAGACAAACCGUGGGCUGAAUGGCGGCCUGAGCUCCGGGCCCUCGAGUCCACCGCAAACCUGAUUGUGUCAAACAUUGUGUUUCAGGCCAUAGAGGAUAAGACGCGGCUAAUGGAUGUGUUGUUUAUUGAUACAUACAUCUAUAUCUACUUGUCAAUAUAA